Mercurialis annua (annual mercury) is the source of this 545-nucleotide messenger RNA. RefSeq lists its product as uncharacterized. Lineage: Eukaryota; Viridiplantae; Streptophyta; Magnoliopsida; Malpighiales; Euphorbiaceae. The record is from RefSeq and is a predicted model, not a curated record. The transcript has a single exon. The coding region runs from base 272 to 478 and encodes 68 amino acids.
UACUUAAAACUAAAGAUGAAAAAAAAAAAUCAAACCAUCAUUGUCUUACAUCCUAUUUCACUAACAAUAUUCCACAAAGUCUAUCUAUUGAAUUACUUAAUAACCAUCCAAUUGUCAACCUUUCAAUGGCCAGGAUCAUCGCCGCCACACCCUAGUAGCUCCACUUUUACCAUAUUAUUAUGUACAUAUAUAAUUGCAUUCUUUGCCAUUAUAUAGUACUCAGAAUUUGAGAAGUAAAUUUGAACUCUUUUCUCUCUAGAAAUACUGCACAAUGGUUUGUUUCUGUUUCUUGGUAGACCAACGUAGACGGAUUGGGAGAUGCAAGCCGGUGGCCGGAAGUUGUUCGCGGUGUGGCUGCGGAGCUAGUGUUGCUGACAUGAGAACCGCCACAAGGUUUUGUUGUGUUCCAUUUUAUUGGAAAUCUUGGAAAGCUAUUAUUUGUACAUUUUGUGGAGCUAUUCUUAAAUCUUAUAGAUAAAAUAUCACUUAUUUCAUAUGAAAUUGAAAAAAUAUACACACAAUAAACUGACUAUUUCUCAUUUCAA